Molecule: messenger RNA, 3860 nt
Organism: Nelumbo nucifera (sacred lotus)
Lineage: Eukaryota; Viridiplantae; Streptophyta; Magnoliopsida; Proteales; Nelumbonaceae
Source: RefSeq, a predicted model, not a curated record
AUCUUGUCUUGAGUAAAAUUGUUGGUAAAAUGGUGAGGUUCCACUUUAUAUGCACUAAAAUGGAGGUAGGAGGAUAUGGGUAGACAUGUUCAUAGGCCGGAUUGGACUGGGUUCAGGCUAUAUGAGAGAGAAUCGACAAUUGAGGUAGGACCAUGGGAGGAAGGUGGUGCAAAUUUUGCAUAAAUUUUUGAAAUGCAAAAUUUAUAUUGUUAAUGAGUUCAAAUGGGACAAAAACUCAAAGUGUAAAAUUUGUAUCAGGUAAUAGAGUAAAUCAUUGUUAGUUUGUUGCAAACAAUCAGAUGCAAAACUGAAUUAAGUGCAAAAUUUGAACAUGGUUCAGGUUUACGCUGCAACUAAAUGCAACCUGAGUGAGUACAGGUCACUGCUAGAGAUGCAAAAUUUGAGCGGUGCUAGUUGGUACGAAAGAUUUCCAAUGGAAAACGAUGCUCUGCUUGAAUCAGAAGAACCUAGCUCUUCCAAUGGUAGCCAUGGUUUUCAAAACCGGACUGGACUGGAAAGUUGGACCGGAAAAAGGGAACCGAUUUCAUUUUACCCUAAAAUCGUUAUUUUGCCAAAAACCAUUGAUUUGAUCAAUAAAUCGUUGAUCUGGACAUUCAAAUCAUUCGAACCGUCCAACGGUUUUGACCAUUUUUUAUUUUUUUAAUCUUUGUCAAAAUGGGCCAUUUAUUCAGUUUGAACGAUUAGACCAUUCAACCUGAGAACCAGACCCUGAUUGGUUCGUUGUCCGAUCCAAUUCUAAAAACCUUCGUGGUAGCUUUGAUCGUCAUCGUACGUCAUAUUCACAGACUGCAUAUUAUCGUCAAUCCCAGCAGCUCUUUUGGUUUUUGUAUUGGGGUCCUUACUAUGCUUUAUUGUUCGGGAUCGUCAAUAGGAGCUAGGAAUUCCAGCCUUGCAGAAGUUGCUAAUGGGUACCCAUUUAUUCCCAUAUACGGUCCAGAUUAACAGGGCCUGGGUCCAUAAACUUCGGGCCUGAUCCUUGUUGGUCUGACCAUGAGUUCCCAUGAACUGGACCUAGAACCAAUAAACCUGGAACCUGUAGGUGGAUUGACAUGGACCUCGUCCAAACUUGCGCGUUGAUUUAUGUAAUUAGAAAUGGUUUGAUGGAUCAUUAUUAUUAGUGCCGCAACUUGGGCCAGGUUAGCCCAACUCCAAUUUGAAAAUGUCGGGUUGGGUUGGAUCAGGUUGAAUUUGGAUUUGUUUUGAAAAAUAUGAACCCAAGAUGGAUUAAGGUUAGUCUGGUAAGGUGAUGUUAAUUGUUAAGUUUAAUUGAGUUUAUUUUGAUGAAUUUGGGCCAUGGGCUUUUAUGGACUUUAAAAGAACCUGAUGUGAUCGACUCGGACUCGGACUGCAAUUCCUGCAAAGUAUGGGCUUCUUGGCUUUUACAACGGGAGCUGUCUCUGAGACUAUUUUAGUGGGCCCAAAAUUUUGAAAAUAUAUCCUUUGAAAAGCUGAGUCGAUCGUUGCGUUCCUCCUCCCCGAAGACUUGGAACUCAGCUCAGCGAAGAGCCGAAGACGACCAUGGCGGCCAAACUUGUAUUCGCGGACGAUGAGAUGAUGAUCGACGAAGGUAUCGGUUACCCAAAAGCCUACGCGAAGCUCUGUCGAGAUCCCCAUCUCAACCCUUACAUUAAUGGCCCCCCUUUCACCUUCAUUCCUUAUGUUUUACCCACUCAUGAGAUUUCAAGAGCUCGCGAUUUUGAUGAUUUGUUUCCUAUAAUCGAUCAUGAAGGAAAACCUUCAACGGAACCAAAAAUCUACGCCAGUCUUCUGUGGAAGCAACUCGACCACCUUGGGAAUGCUGGCUUUGAUCCUGCAAAAUUUCGAGUAGAUCCAUAUGGUAAUGUUCUUUAUUACCAUGCCGAUCCGGCUUCUCCUCUUGCUUGGGAGAUCGAUCAUUGGUUUCCUUGCUCAAGAGGUGGACGCACUGUUCCAGGCAAUUUGAGGUUGCUACAGUGGCAAGCAUGUAGGAAGAAACAUAACAAGUUGCAAUUUCUAGUUCCAUGGUGGGAUCUUCAAUUGGGAAUCUCUGUAAACCAGUUCCUGUCUAUAUUUGCUUCUUCAAAUUCUGACUUCAGGAACAGAGCAUUCUCACUACUGUUCUCUCAUGGAGAAAAGGAAGAAUUGAAUUCUUCGCAGACUAUGGAGUCACAUGCUCUCCCACAACAUUUCAUGGAGACAAAAAAGUAUGCAGACCUUGCUCCAGCUGCCAUUAUUCUGUCGUGCAAGAAAUCUUUUGAUGCAUCCUCGCCUCUUAAAUCCAUUGAUCUCAAUAGGCGACUCAGAUCAAGCUCUCCUGCUAAUGUUAAGAGGAAGUCAUUAUUUGAUGAUAAUGAAUCCGUCUGCAAGUCAGUUCGGAGACAGUUACAUAGUAUCUCAACAGAAAAUAAUAAUCCUGACAUGGUAACGAACCCAUAUCUGGCAAUCUCCAUGGCCAGAGAUUCCCUUAGGCAGAGAGAGGAAGCACAGAAGAUGCAAUCAGAGAUGAAAAAACUGGACAAGGAAUUGGAUGAAAUGAAGAAGAAGACUGAAGUUGAGAGGCUCGCUAUUCAAGAUUUGGAGCUGUUACUAAUAAAACGUAAGAGAAAGGUUGAGAAAUGUAGGCGGCUAGCAGAAUCACAAUCCUCAUACAAAACUGUACUAGAGAAGAUGAUUCGAGAUGCCCUUCACCAGAGUGUCAUCUAUAAGGAGCAGAUUAGAUUGAACCAAGCAGCCACCAAUGUUUUGAUGGCAAGACUUGAAGCACAAAAAGAAAUAUGUGAUUCCUCAGAGAAGGAGCUCCUCAAAAAAUUCAAACAAAGGGAUGAGAUUGAAACACAGAUCAGGCCUCAAUGGGAACAAGCAAGGAAGAGAUCUAGAAUUGAUGGUACCCUUCAUGCAAAAGGAGAUUAUGGAAGUUUUCUAUACGGACCAAGAAUCAGGCCAAGGAAGCAUCAUAACAAGGAACUGAGUGUCUCUGAAGAAGAGCAAAAAUCAUCUGAAGCUGGUUACUAUUUCAAUGAACAGAAAAUACAAAAAGAAAUAGAAGACAGGAGAGAGCAGCUUGAAGAACACAGCAAGUCCCUUGUUGCUGUGGAGGAUGAAUCAAUGGUCAAGAAUAAGUUUCACAGAUUAGAGUUCCAAGAGCCAAACAAGAUGAUGAUUAAUGCACCAAAUUCAACUCUCCGACUCCGAAGCCCACAAAGAGAGGAGGAUGAAGAAUGCAGAAAACAACGCGGAAAAAGGAAGGUAGAGAGGUGGCUCCAAAUGCUUCUAGACAAUACUGAGGAGCUGACUGAAAAUUCUAAUGAACCUGAGACGAGCAGAGCCAACAAAACAAUAAGAAAGCUGAAUCUCAAGUAUCCACAGAAAGAGGCCAAGGUUGAUGAGGAGAUUGAUGAACAGACAGUCCACGAAAGAAAUUGUGGAGUGAGGAAAGAAGACAUUGUUGAGACAGAGACUAAUGACUUCAAGUUGCAGAAAACUAGUACAUUUGAAAUCAGCAUAGGUGAAGGCGUUGGGAGUAGCAAGAGCUUUGAAGGUAAGGCGAAAAAAGAGAGAAUUUGUUAGGCCUGAGAGUGCUAGAGUCUUUAGGUCAAUACCAUCUUCACCUUCUGUGAUCUUGGGAGAAAGAAAGGGAGUAGGUUGCAUACGGAAGAAGCCUCUGGUAUUUGGGUCUGAUGAUUGAUGAAGAUGUCCAUGAGAACAGCUUCACUGAUCGAGUCAUCCAUCAAGUGAAUCAAGAAGACAGUGAAGAUAUGAGACACAGUCUACUUAGUACUAUAAUCCUUGGAUUUGUAAUAUAAGCUUGGUUUAUGUAUUCCACAUAUAAUAUUAUAUAACUGCUUGUUGUUCCAUCUAAA